AGCAAUCGAGUUGAUUAUUAGAAUUACUCCAACAUCAUCUUUGUCUACUGCAAAACAUUCCACCUUAAGCCUAAAGAAAAAGCUGUAAAGAAGCUUUCUUUCUUUCUCUCUCUCUCAAUCCCAUAUAUCACCAUCAUUUUUUGUUCAUCUUCUGAUAGCAUUAUCACGGAUUUAAAAAGAAUCGCACCGUGUUGUAAUUAAUGUCACUUGUGGGUCUUAAUCUGUUCAUUUUCCCUCUUGAAUAGUCCAAAAAGUCGGUUAAAAAAAAGAAAAGCAAUCUUAUCUGUGUCUUGUUGUCUUCUGAUGAGACUUUGAUUUUGGCCUUACUGCUUAUGUAUUUUUUUCCUCUUACUCUGAACUGCAUGUUGCCUUUUCUGGGUUUUUUUGUGUGUGCAAUCAUUUCUGUUUCCUAUCUUGUAUCUUAUAGUUGAUAUUGCUUAUAUUUUAAAGAGUUUUUAUUUUUCGUUCUUUUCUUUUUAAAAAAAGAAAAAAGAAAAUUCACAUUUGGUUCUUUUGUCACUCUUUUAAUUCAUUUUUUUUGUCAGUGUUUUAAUGGGUUUUGUUGCAGGUGUUCAGCUGCUUGAGUUAAAUUAUAUUUAAGUCUCUUCUUGGUUAGGCCUUUUACCUGCUUUUAUUUACUUUCCAAUUUUGCUAUUCCACUCUUUUUCAUAAAAUCUUCCUGUUCGUAUCACUUGGUGCUCUUAAGUUUCUUGUUAUUUCAGUCGGUCCUUUCUUUAAUACUUCUUCAUUGGUUCUUUCAGUUGCCUUGUAUUCUUUACUUGGUAAUUUCUUGGAAAAGUUCUAAGGAUUUGAACCUAUAUAUAGUUACCACUAGGUGGUUGUAAUAUUUCCGUCUGGAGUUGGGGGUUGAAUUGUUUCUCAAAAGGGCUUUGAUCAACUUCCCUAAAAGUUGUUGCUUUUCCUAAUUAUAUUCAGUCAUUCUUUUGUUCCAAUUGUUAUAAUGCCUCCCACUUAUUUCCCCCUUCGAUGGGAGAGCACUGGAGAUCAAUGGUGGUAUGCUUCUCCCAUUGAUUGGGCAGCUGCUAAUGGCCACUAUGACUUGGUCAGGGAGCUCCUUAGGAUCGAUAACAACCACCUCAUCAAGCUCACCUCUCUCAGGCGAAUUCGUCGACUUGAGACUGUGUGGGAUGAUGAGGAACAGUUUCAUGAUGUUGCCAAGUGCCGCUCUCAAGUUGCUAGAAAGCUGUUUCAUGAGUGUGAAGCCAAAAAAGGGAAAAACUCUCUCAUCGAAGCUGGCUAUGGUGGAUGGCUUUUGUAUACUGCUGCUUCAGCUGGAGAUUUGAGUUUUGUUCAGGAACUGCUUGAGAGGAACUCUCUACUUGUUUUUGGUGAAGGAGAGUUUGGUGUUACUGAUAUACUUUAUGCCGCCGCAAGAAGUAAGAAUUCUGAGGUUUUCAGAAUCGUUUAUGAUUUUGCUGUCUCUCCAAGGUUUCUGGCAGCGAGAGGUGGAGAGUUCGAGGAGCACAUAGGAGAGUUUCCUUCUCUAUACAAGUGGGAAAUGAUCAACAGGGCUGUUCAUGCAGCUGCUAGAGGUGGGAAUUCAACCAUAUUACGGGAGCUUCUUUCUAAUAGUACAGAUGUUUUGGCUUAUAGGGAUAAGGAGGGCUCAACUAUUUUACAUGCUGCUGCUGCCAGAGGGCAGGUUGAGGUUGUAAAAGAGCUCAUAGCAUCUUUUGAUAUCAUCAAUUCCACAGAUCGUCAAGGCAAUACAGCAUUGCAUAUUGCUGCUUAUAGGGGUCAAUCAUCUGUAGUUGAAGCUUUGAUUGUUGCAUCUCCCACGUUGAUCUCUUCAACAAACAAUGCUGGAGAAACAUUUCUUCAUAUGGCUGUUUCCGGACUCCAAACUCCUGCCUUUAAAAGAUUGGACCGCCAAAUUGAGCUUAUGAAACAGUUGAUAGGUGGGAAAACUUUUGAUGUGGCAGACAUCAUCAAUGCCAAAAAUAAUGAAGGACGGAGUGCACUACACACAGCAAUCAUUGGGAAUGUUCACUCUGAUCUGGUGCAGCUACUGAUGUCUGCUCAAUCAAUAAAUGUGAAUGUCUGUGAUGCAGAUGGGAUGACCCCACUUGAUCUUCUUAAACAAGGGCCACAUACUGCCUCAUCGGAUAUUCUAAUUAGGCAAUUGAUCUCAGCAGGUGGAAUAUUUGGUUGUCAAGAUUAUACUGCAAGAAGAGCCAUUGCCUCCCGCUUGAAGAUGCAAGGUACUGGAGUCAGUCCAGGAACAUCAUUCAGAAUCUCCGAUGCUGAAAUAUUCUUGUAUACAGGAAUUGAGAUUGCAUCUGAUGCCAGUGCUGAUCGAGCUAGUGAAGGAAUGAGUUCAGCUUCUGCUGAACACCUUGACUCGAUCAAUGAGAACCGGAACUCAACAACUAAUAGGAAGUCAGUUUCUAUAAAUAAUGCAGCACAGCAAUUGAAAAGAGUCCUCCACUGGCCCCGGCUGAAAGGGAAAAAGCCUGAAAGAUUCAGCAAAUCCUUGGAUCUAAGUUCAGCAGAAUCAUGCAAGAAAUACAGUAGCUCAGAAGAAGCUCCAACCCCACUUCGCCAGAAAUUCAUGAAGCCGUCAGCACUUCCUAACAACAAAAGAACACUUUCUGUUAGAAGUAAUCAAUCAAGUCCAACAGCGAAGAAGAAAUUUGCUUCAGGCAUAAUGCAUGGGGUUAUACAGGCUAUGCCCCAAAUAACUGUUCCAGGUCGAUCACGCUCCAGUUCAUUUUCAAAAUCAUCCAUCUCUUCUCCUAGUUCGUUGGAUAAACAGAAAGGUAUAUUCAUUGACACUGAUGCUGCGGGGCCAUCUUCCUCCAAUCAAUCUUUUGAUGAUGGAACACCAAAUGUAGUUGGCAAAGAAAGCUCCACCACGAGUAAUAAAAAGUCAAGGAGCCAGUACUUCUGUUUCGGUGCAUCGGGCUUGGCUGUGAAAAACCCAGUUAGCAGGCAGCGACAAAGCCAAAGUUCCAAUCCUCCUGUUAUCUCAGUGGCUUGAUAAGAGAAAGAGGACGAAGAAGGGAGUCUAUAUCUCACAGCCAAGAUAGAAGCAAGUGGCAAACUGUCUAACUUAGAAGGAGAUUAGCAAGUUCUGUAGCUGUUUCCUGCAUGUAUUUUCCCCUGUGGGAUGUUUGCUUAUUUAAUAUGAGUAGGUCAUGUAAUCAAACUUAAAACUGUCUUUCUGAAGUACAUCUCGUGCUCUUUCUUUUGCAAA
Messenger RNA from Ricinus communis (castor bean), 3217 nucleotides. RefSeq lists its product as uncharacterized. Bases 962 to 3001 code for a protein of 679 amino acids. Lineage: Eukaryota; Viridiplantae; Streptophyta; Magnoliopsida; Malpighiales; Euphorbiaceae. Gene Ontology annotation, molecular function: protein binding. The transcript is spliced from 2 exons. The record is from RefSeq and is a predicted model, not a curated record.